Anolis carolinensis (green anole) is the source of this 7345-nucleotide messenger RNA. RefSeq names its product 5-hydroxytryptamine receptor 1A (gene htr1a). The transcript has 3 exons. Gene Ontology annotation, biological process: regulation of hormone secretion; regulation of vasoconstriction; adenylate cyclase-activating adrenergic receptor signaling pathway. Gene Ontology annotation, molecular function: dopamine neurotransmitter receptor activity, coupled via Gs; G protein-coupled serotonin receptor activity. The record is from RefSeq and is a predicted model, not a curated record. Gene Ontology annotation, cellular component: plasma membrane. The coding region runs from base 9 to 1265 and encodes 418 amino acids. Lineage: Eukaryota; Metazoa; Chordata; Lepidosauria; Squamata; Anolidae.
CCUCGGCGAUGGAGCCGCCCAACAGCACAGCCAACGGCAGCCAGGCGGGCAACUGGACGGCGGCGGCGGGGGCGCCUCCAGCCAGCCUGGGCUACCAGCUGGGCACCUCGGUGGCGCUGGGGGCGCUGAUCCUGUUCGCGGUGCUGGGCAACGCCUGCGUGGUGGCCGCCAUCGCCCUGGAGCGCUCCCUCCAGACGGUGGCCAACUACCUGAUCGGCUCGCUGGCCGUGACGGACCUGACGGUGUCGGUGCUGGUGCUGCCCAUGGCGGCGCUGUACCAGGUGCUGGGCAAGUGGACGCUGGGCCAGGUGACCUGCGACAUCUUCAUCUCGCUGGACGUGCUGUGCUGCACCUCGUCCAUCCUGCACCUCUGCGCCAUCGCCCUGGACCGCUACUGGGCCAUCACCGACCCCAUCGACUACGUCAACAAGCGCACGCCGCGCCGGGCCGCCGUCCUGAUCAGCCUGACCUGGCUGGUGGGCUUCCUGGUCUCCAUCCCGCCCAUGCUGGGCUGGCGGACGCCGCAGGACCGCUCCGACCCGGACGCCUGCACCAUCAGCAAGGACCCCGGCUACACCAUCUACUCCACCUUCGGCGCCUUCUACAUCCCGCUGCUCCUCAUGCUGGUGCUCUACGGGCGCAUCUUCAAGGCGGCGCGCUUCCGCAUCCGCAAGAGCGUCAAGAAGGCCGACAAGAAGAGGAAGAAGGAUGCCCCGGCGGCGGCCGACACCUGCCUCUCCCUCUCGCCCAAGCGCGGCGGCGGCAGCAACAGCAGCAACGGAGGCCCCAACCGGGCCCAGGAGCCGCCCGCCGUCGGGGCUCUGGGCAGCGUGGCCUGCGUCAACGGCAGCCCGGCGGCUUUGGAGGGUAACCCCGCACCCCGCUCUGCGAAGGCCCUGCUGCCCUUGCCGGACCCGCAGCCCCCGCAGCCCGCCACGCAGGCCACGCCGGCCUCGGAGCGCAAGAACCAGGAGCCGCGCACGGCGGAGGCCAAGCGCAAGACGGCCCUGGCCCGCGAGCGCAAGACGGUCAAGACGCUGGGCAUCAUCAUGGGCACCUUCAUCCUCUGCUGGCUGCCCUUCUUCAUCGUGGCCUUGGUGCUGCCCCUCUGCACGGAGUGCUACAUGCCGGACUGGCUGGGCGCCGUCAUCAACUGGCUGGGCUACUCCAACUCCCUCCUCAACCCCGUCAUCUACGCCUAUUUCAACAAAGAUUUCCAAAGUGCUUUUAAGAAGAUCGUCAGGUGCAAGUUUUGCAGGCAGUGACACUGCUAGACCGGGCGGGAGAGAGAGAAGGAGAUGGAGAAGACGGGGAAGAAGAAAGAGGAGGUGGAAGAGGUGGAGCAGGAGAAGGGACACUCACUCUGGCAGCGGAGAGGAAGGGGGCCGAGAAGCAGAGGGGCCCCGGGAGGGAGCGGAGGGGAAGGAAGGAGAGGAGAGGGGGUUUCCUGACUCUGGAGUAUAGGGGUCUAGUGUCUAGAUCCAGGGAAGUCAUGUUCCCCGCUCUAUUCUGCCUUGGUCACACUGUGUCCAAUUCUGGGCACCGCAAUUAAGGGAGAUGUUGACAAGGAGGGCGACUAAAAUGAGCAAGGGUCUGGAGAACAAGCCCUAGGAGGAGCGGUAUGUUUAGCCUGCAGAAGAGAGGAGACAUGAUGACGACCAUGUAUAAAUAUGUGAGGGAAAAUCAUAGGGAGGAGGGAGCAAGCUUGUUUUCUGCUCCCCUGGAGACUAGGAUAGGGAACAAUGAUUUCAAACUACAGGAAAGAAAGGUGAUUCCACCUGAACAUUAGGAAGAACUUCCUCACUGUGAGUAAUUCAGCAGUGGAACUCUCUGCCCCAAACGGUAGUGGAGGCUCCUUCUUUGGAGGCUUUUAAACAGAGGCUGGAUGGCCAUCUGUCAGGGGUGCUUUGAUUGCGAUUUUCCUGCUUCUUGGCAGGGGGUUGGACUGGAUGGCCCACAUGGUUUCUUCCAACCCUAUGAUUCUAUGAGAUAGAAGGAGAUGGAGAAGAAGUGUUGGGGAAUCUGAGCUGUUAGGUUCAAAAUGGCUUAGGAUUGUAGAGCCAGAACUUUAGGUUCAAAAAUAUUUAUUGAAGGAAAAGAAAUACAUUCAUGAUAGAAAAGUUCUUGGAGCUAAUCGAGCUUACUCAAUCUCAUCUUCUAAGAAAGGUAAAAAGUCAAAAAGGUCAAUGCAGCUACAUUUUGCCUAAAGAGAGGCAAAAUGUGUCCUUACUUGAAGGAAGAAAAGGCAGAAGAACAAAAGCGAAUGGCCACAUGGCCAGCCCAGGGUAAUAAAAAACUUAAAAAGGAAAUUCCCUCACAGAAUUCAUUGCUACAUCAUCAAAGGGGGGUGGAGACAGUGGCUAGCAGGAGGAGGAAAAACAAAGCCCUUUUUGGAAAACAUGCAUAGCAAUGUGGGGGAGCAAUCCCGCAGCCUAAUCCUAUCUCUAGCUACUCAUUGAGGUCUGGAAACUUGAUGACGCAAGACACUUGUGCAGUUCAGGGAUGAAACGCAACAGGAGGGGGGUUUCUGACUCCUUUGCCUCCUUGCAACUCCUUGAGCGCCUCUGGCUUCAUGAACUUUGCUUCACGUCUCCUGUUCCCAUCAUCGACUUUGCAGACCCUUCUUUCCCACAUACACUGAUGGGACCUGCACUUUGCUGUGGGGCACCUCCUGCUCCAUUGCUUGAAGAAUGGACCACCCUUUCCUUUUAGGAAUUCCACAAAAAGCAGAGCCAAGAUUCCUUUGAGAACAUAGUCCUUCUUCCUCCGCCUCUCUCUCUCCUUCUCACCUUCUUUCUGCCCCCUUUUGCGAACUACAACUCUUCUUCCGCACAAAGCAAGCCACCCAGGAAGGCUACUAUGAGUGAAAGUAAAUUGAAUGAUCCAGUUCCACCUUACCAGGGUUCCAUCUUGGGCCAUCAGAUGCCAGAAUCCAAACCUGUGCCACCACUGUGAAAUCUUUGGAAAACUGCUUUAAAAGAAUGCAACAACAAUAAAACAUUGGAAGUACAGUUCCGAAUCCUGCUGCAUUUGCAUAGAAAGCAUAGAAGACAUACCUGUCUAGAAGCAAAACAAGAACUUGACUGCCUCUCUUCAACAAGAACCGAACAGAUGAAGGAAACCUCUGACAUCUUCUAAAUGUAUGUUUUCUCUAGAGGCUCUUCUGACCCUUCAUGAUCUCAUGGACCAGCCCAUGCUAGAGGUCCCUGUCAGCCAUCGACACCCGCAACUCCUUCAAGGUCAAGCGAGUCACUUCAAGGAUACCAUCCAUCCAUCUUGCCCUUGGUCGACCCCUCUUCCUUUUUCCUCAGCAUUAUCUUUUCCAAGCUUUUCUGACUUCUCAUUAUGUGGCCAAAGUAUACCAUCUUUCAUCUGCCUCAUUAGCCAUGGGAAAACCUGAGAACCAAAGACAUGCUUUCCUAUAAGCAGUAGGGAUUUUUGUUGUUUCUCUAGCUGUUGUUGGUUCUGAGGUGUCAUUCAAUGUAACCGGUUUGUGUAACUUUGCAAUUUUCUAAGCUAUACAUGGAGAAGGAUGCUCCAAGAUAUUAUGCCCAGAAAUUAAUUUAAUUUUUCUUAAAUUCUGGUAAACCACAAAGUACUUUUGUUUAUUUGGCACACAUAUAGAUUGCUUUCUUGUUUACGAGAAGGAAAGGGAAAUGUGGUUUGUAUUACUUAUAUCUCUAUAUUGUACUGUAAAAAGUGGCACUGGGAAAUGUGUGAAUACUAGGGAGGGAACUCUUUUUGGCUAGCCAGCUCUUCAUUGCCAAAAGCUUAGGACAAAGAAAAAGCUAUUUCAUUUGCACAAUAUCCCAUGGCACUCUCAGAUAGAUAUGUAUACAGAGUGACACCUACUCCACAUCAACAAUCUGGAGAAUUCAGUUCCCUUGCAUAAUUACUGUGUGCCUUCAAUUCAUUUCUGACUUAUGACAACUGUGAGGUGAACCUGUCACAUGGAUGAAAAAUACAGAAAAUUAGUUGCUGCUUUUGAUGUUGUCACACAGCAGUUAAUGUGGCAUAGUGUCCAGAGAGAAGGAAGUAAUAGUUUCCUAUGUCCAGUUUUGGUAAACCUCAGCUGGGGUCAAGUUCUCAGUGUCAUAUUCAAGAUGAUAUUGACAAACUAGAACAUGUUCAGCAGAUAGUGACCAAGAUGGUGAAAGGUGUAAAAGCCAUGGCAUACGAGGAAAGUGUUGCGGUUUGUGUAUGCAUGCGGGCCAGUGAACAGAACAGCAGAAUACUCAGUUUUUAUAUUCAAAAGUUGAGCAACACAAAAUUAACAAAGAACUCAAAAUUUACUCUUGUGUAUCAGAGUUUAAAAAUACUAACACAACAACUUCAGCAUAAACAGUAACAGUCUUCCUAUAGACACUCACACAUAAUCCUUUGCAUUCCUUCAUGCAAUGCUGUCCAUCACAAAAGUUUAUCUUCUUCCUUGCUUUAUUCCUUCUUCAUGUGGAUAAACAGAGAAGACAACAUUUGCAGUAUCAAAUGAACUGCAAGUUAAGAGCUUCUGCCCAGGAGCAAACAUUCAAGAAACCCAGUGAUACAUUUCAAACACCUUGUAGUUAUUGUUGAAGUGGGAAUGAUUGUAUAUAAAAUUGUUUAAAUGUAAUUGAGUUAUAGUGUUGCAAUGUGAGCUGGAGAUUGCAUCAUGCACUGUCUGCUGUCCACUAUGCGAGUGUGUAAAGAGUUAACUGUGUAUUGCAUCAGACAGCAGAGGUGAUUAUAAAUAGCUCCCUGUGUUAUCUGUUCUUCCCUCUACUCUCUGCUCUUUGCCUCUCUGUACUCUGUAUGUAUAUAUCGUCUUGAGAGUUUUUCCGUUUGUUAGUAAAUCUUUUGUAGAAAGCCAAACAGGCUUCAGCCUCUUUAUUAGUGCCAGUGAUUCUUCGUUGAUCUUCCGCUGCAUGUGUGUUUAUCCAAACCGCGCACUCUGACAGUUAUAUCCCUUAGGGAGUGCCCAAACUAGUUAGCCUUAAUUAAUCCAAUUACACAACCUGAGGAUUGUGAUUAACCAAGGUGAGCUUUUUUUUUUUCUUUUCAGCACAUACAUGGUACUGCUCACGUAGGAACUUAGCAUGUGUACCUUAAUAGAAAGGCUUUUGGAGCUGAAUAUGUUUAACUUAGAGAAGAUAAGACAGGUAAUAUAAUACCCUUUUUAAUUAUGUAAAGCAGUGGUUCUCAACCUGUGGGUCCUCAGAUAUUUUGGCCUUCAACUCCCAGAAAUCUUAACAGCUGGUAAACUGGCUAGGAUUGCUGGGAGUUGUAGGCCAAAAACACCUGGGAACCUAUAAGUUGAGAACCACUGAUCUAAAGGGAUGUCAUGCCUUCAUAUGGUUAAAAUGUCUAUCAUUAUUCUUUUCUACAAAGAUAUCAUGUAGAAGAUGGAGCCAAUGUAUAAUAGAGAUUUGAGUGUUGGACUACAAAUCUGGGGAAUAGGGUUUUUUAAUCCCCACUUGGCAUGAAAACAGACUGAGUUAUCUUGGGCAAGUCACACACUCUGUAUUAGGUUUGUCUUAGAAUCGCUGCAAGUCAGAAAUUGCUUGAAGAUACAUAACAGCAACAUUAGUCAGAGCUGGAACAAGCUUGUUGUCUACCAUUUCAGAGGCUAAUACACAGCAAUGGUUUCAAAUCACAAGAAAAGAGAUUUCACCUAAACUUUUAGGACAAAUUUCUGGAUUAUAAGAGCCUCUGAGGGCAAUGGACUAUAAUUAUUGAGAGGUCAUUAAACAGGAACUGGAUGACAAUUUUUUUUCAGGAAUGUUCUAGUUGCGUAUUCCUGCAUGGCAGGAGAUUGGAACAGAUGGCCCUUGUAGCUCCUUUGCCUAUGAUUCCAUGAUUCUUAAGGUUUAUAAAAGUUAGAUUCCCCUGCAGACUUAUUUAUUUCAAGGCAAUAAACAGUUAAACACAAUUAAACACACCAAACACAGUUAAAGCUAAAAAGGAGAAAAAGGUGUCUGCGACUUCCAAUUUUGACAGUGGUUAUAAACUGUAAUAAAAUUGUAACUGUCUCCCCUGUUAAUGACCUUCAUUUCAGAACUGCCCAUGCUUCCCAAUGACCAAAGUCACUGCUUUGUUCUGAUAUUUCAAAGUAUUGUCUCAAUUAAUACAAUGUUUGUCAAAGCAAACUUUCUUACAGAGACAAUGGGAGAAGGGGGGAGGAGGGAACACGAAGUACUGAAAGCAAAACUCUCACCACCUUCUGUCCCAUUCAAUUUAGUAUUUCUUAUCAUCACUAACAUUAUUUUCCAUUAAGAGAUUACAGACAAUGUGAGAUGGUAAUAAAAGGAACAGGCUUAUUGUUAUGGGUCUGACAGUGAACAUUUAGCUAAAUGGAUCCCUUUAUACUGCCAAUGUUUUUAUUUGUAUUACAAAAAUGGAUGCUAUCAUUUAAUGAGCGGUGUUCCUGUUUACUCAUUUUCUAAGAAAUUGAAGAAGUGUUUCCUAAACAUCUAAGUCAAGGGUGUGUUCUUGACUGAAUUAAAAUAGGAGGCACCCUUCCUUCUUACAUUAGAAAAAGAGACAGAUGAAUCUGUCUUUUUCACUUUCUAUAAAGUUUUGGAGUUGCCCCAGUUUUUCAUGCCCUCACCACAAAUGUUUACUGUAUCUUGAAGUAAUAUUGAUAUUUAAUAACUCUGGAGUAGGGAUAGUAACCCCAGAUUUUCUCAUUCCUGAGAAAUGUUAGGAAAAAUUAAUUGAUAAUUCCUUCUCAUGUUAUCAGGAUGCUUAGAAUCUUUCUUUCAGCAAUAAGAGGAAACUGCUAUUUUCUGAAGAAAGCUACAUACAUAGUUUACCAAAGGCAGCAUAGUUUUCAAGAAAGUAGUGCAGCUUUCCUACAAAAGUCAUGGAACUUUCCAAAAAGGCAGAGAAAAAGAGCAUAAAAUUGAAUGAUUUGCUGUUUUAAACGUUUAACUUUAAACAUUCAGCUUUAAAUCCUUCCCCUUCCUAAAAAACAGAGGGGUGUGUGAAGUGCUUGAGGGAGUGAUAGAUAGGUUUAAAAGCAGCAGAGCGUUAAAAAGAUGGAGAAGAAAGGUCAAAAUGGAAUGUUCCAACUUUAAAUGUUGCACAAGUUUAAAAGCCCUACUCUUUUAAAAGACAGAAAACAUAACAGAACAAUGCAUAUCUUCAAUAGCUAUGAAGCUUUUUAAAAAAGCUGGAGAGAAGAGCACAAAAGGGAAUGAUGCACAACUUUCAAUAAUAAGAACAGGAACAACAGCCCUGAAUGCGAGCAAUGGUAUAUUAUUCACAGAACAAAAAGGCAAAUAGUACACACAUAGGUUUAAUAUAUAUACUUCUCCAUUUGUAUAUGUUUAUAUUUUGUGCAGUUUUCCUAAGUGCAUAUAUGACAAUA